This is a messenger RNA of Nasonia vitripennis (jewel wasp), 1979 nucleotides long. RefSeq lists its product as uncharacterized. Bases 125 to 1864 code for a protein of 579 amino acids. Gene Ontology annotation, molecular function: protein binding. The record is from RefSeq and is a predicted model, not a curated record. Lineage: Eukaryota; Metazoa; Arthropoda; Insecta; Hymenoptera; Pteromalidae. The transcript has 6 exons.
ACGAUCUGUUGUAAUACUACUAUCGAUUAAACGUUCCAGUAUCCUUGGAAACGUUUUUCUCGAGAAGUACAUACGUUUGCGGCUACUCUACUUUUUCUCCAUUCGAUGCCUCAUUUUUUCAAACAUGUCCGAAGAUAUUAACAAACAUUUGCUGUCGCAGUUCUAUGGAUUUCGGGGCGAUGACAGCGAGAGAAAGUUUCUGUCAAGUUCAAAGGGCAUCGAAAGUUUCGAGAACCUGACGGAUGUAGAAUGUCUCAGCACUGAACAUUUAAUUUCUUCGGAAGAAACGGGAAAAAAUCAGUAUACUGAAGAAGAAUCUGAAAAAGUUUACGAUGAAAACAAUGAAGGCAGCUUGUCGAAAUCACCGCACGUCCUGACAAUUGAAGAUCUUUUAAAAGAAAAUGAAAAAACUUUAGAAUCGGAAGAUUUGAACUCUGAGCCCGAAAUAAUCGACGACCCUAAAGACGAUAAAAAUGUUCCUACGAAAAACUUUACAAGAUUGGAAGACACGUUCACCAAAGCGAUGGCCAAGGCAUCGGAAACUCCUGUUCAGGGCGAUAUGAAUUCAAGUAUGACCAGUUUGAAUAUGAGCUUCACCGCAAGCCCGGUGACAAAAGCUAAGAGAUUGUGGCGUCAAAAAACCAUAUUAGCCAGAGAGAACGUGAUAACUUCACCGAAUUUACUAGAGAAAUUUAGCGGCACACAUCUGAAUUUAAACAACGCUGGCAUCUGCGUUUUCCCCGUUGACAUAUUGCAACAACUCACGUGUUUGCAGAUGUUGUAUUUGGACUCGAAUAAUUUAGUGGAACUGCCAGAUGAGAUCUUUACAACACUGAAGAAUUUGAAGUGGUUGGAUGUGAGAAACAACCACUUGGUGAUCAUACCAUCGUGUGUUAAGGGCCAUGCAUCUCUGGAAACACUUUUAUUGCAAGGAAAUAACAUAGAAAAAUUACCUCUGGAACUAGGUCUCGUACCAAAUUUAAAAAACUUGCAAGUAGCUCACAAUCCGCUGACUUUCCCUCCUAAAGAGAUUCUGGAUUUGGAUUGCUCGAGGAUCAUAAAUUUUCUGAGAACUAUGUGGAAUGUGGAGCACCCCAAUGAAACUAUUCAACUCAGAAAACUUUCGGACCAUAAAAUCGAGAAAAAGCCAUCUACGAUAAUAUGCUACCAACCGAGGCCGUUAAUAAAGCUAGUCAAAAGCAGUAGAUACAGCAUGCUCGCUCCAAAGACAUCGAAAACAUCAGUGAGAUCGAAAACUCUGAAUUACAAGCCAAGCAGUAGGUAUGGUUCACGAAAAAGUUCAUGGGCUCUGAAAAGAAUAGACAAUAACAUCGAAACUAAUUUAGACAAUUCGAUCGUGAUCUGCCAAUUUUGCGCCGCGUCGUUGUACCGAAAGGGAGUGUUUGUCGAGAACGAGAUCUGCAAUGACGAUUGCAAACAAAAAGUGCACAAAUCGAUAAAAAAAUAUCAACCUCAGAACUUUCGCGAGACAAAAGUUUAUUCGCCGGAAUCGAUGACCGAAUCGAAUUUUCUUCAUUUACUGGGACCGUCUCCCAGAUCGUUGUUCAUAAGAAAAAAUUUAGACUUUUUGGUCACUGCGAAACGGAAAAACGUGAAAUUGUGUCAGAUAGAGCCGGUGGACUUUAAUUUAAGAGACUACAAGAAAAUAAAAAUGAAAAACAUUACACCACUUCAGAAGGCUAAUGCGAAAGAUAGGAUUUUUGACGUUAUAACUAACGAUAGAGUUAAACUGAAGAUAAAACCAAUGCAAUUGAAAGAGCCAGAGGUGAUGUUUAAUUUUUUAAGAGCUUAUCUUGGAAUCACGACUGAAAGAUCACACGUUAAGGCUAAAAAGAAACGCUAGUUGUGAAGUUUACGCAAUUUCAUGUGUUACUGAUGAGAGUAGCAAAGUUGUUUGUUGUAGCAUUGUAGUCUAUAAUAUACGUUAAUUGAAAAUAAAAAUUGAGAUAAAUUAACUA